CUUUCUCUUGACUUUUACGCCUUUCAUUUCCCUCAUUACUGUCACCAUUUCACGAAUCAUCAAUACUCGUUAUUUGCAGCAGAAGGUCACGAUACGACAUCUUUACCAUCUAUAUCUGGUAUUCAAAUGCCGUCACCAAUUAGUGAGAUCGGUUCACAGUCUUCACUCAGCUCAGGUGAAAACAGAAAGCGAAGACAACGAAGAUAUCGUACAACGUUCGCCACCUACCAGCUCGAAGAGCUUGAAAAAGCUUUUACUUUAACUCACUACCCAGACGCAGCUUUUCGAGCAGAAUUGGGAAGGCGAUGCGGACUGACUGAAUCAAGAGUUCAGGUUUGGUUUCAAAAUCGACGAGCAAGGUGGCGUAAGCAACAGCGUAGUGUUGGAAGUCAAUUUCGUACCGUGCAGACAAAUCCUUAUUGCAUUUUAGCAGCCUGUGGAAAAGAACCGCCCAGUGCUUACAGUGACGACACAGGAGGUGUGGAGAAGGCGAGUCCUCCAACACCAUCUAUAAGUCCUAUACAGCUACAACCAGGAAAUACAGCGUUUUUGGUCCCAGCAACAACUCCUGUUUCUGCUGAGGCUUCUCUUGCGCUGUACCAACGCCAGCUUGCCGUUUUACAGCAAUUUCAUCAUCUAGUUCCGGUGAAUACUAGUUUGCCAUCAAUGAUUUCGCCUUCUGCCUUUCUUUCUGGUUAA
Enterobius vermicularis (human pinworm) is the source of this 699-nucleotide messenger RNA. The record is from the annotation of a GenBank genome assembly. NCBI's taxonomy places the organism in Eukaryota, Metazoa, Nematoda, Chromadorea, Rhabditida, Oxyuridae.